Messenger RNA from Carassius carassius (crucian carp), 1636 nucleotides. It is a transcript of the gene kynu, whose product is annotated as kynureninase. The record is from RefSeq and is a predicted model, not a curated record. The coding region runs from base 90 to 1472 and encodes 460 amino acids. Gene Ontology annotation, molecular function: kynureninase activity; pyridoxal phosphate binding. The transcript has 13 exons. Gene Ontology annotation, biological process: NAD+ biosynthetic process. Gene Ontology annotation, cellular component: cytoplasm. NCBI's taxonomy places the organism in Eukaryota, Metazoa, Chordata, Actinopteri, Cypriniformes, Cyprinidae.
UAAAAGUGAGUCUCUGCAGCUGUGGCUUUGACUUCUGGACGUAUUUUUAAAGAGAUUUGUGAAGCGCGAUUGCUCUGAAUGCAGUGCUGAUGAUGGAGAGCGUGCAGCAGAUGAUCACGAGGGUCUCGCAGGAGCUGAACUGCAGUCCCACGUCCCUCAGGGUGGCCGAACAUCUGGACCAACACGAUGAGCUGAGGUUGCUGCGCCAGGAGUUCCUCAUACCCAAAAUAUCAGACCUGCCACUGUCGGAUUUGUCACUUGUGGAUGGUUCUGAAGAUUGUAUUUAUUUAGCUGGGAAUUCACUGGGUCUCCAGCCGAAAAACACCAAAAAAUACAUUGAAGAGGAGCUGGAGAAAUGGGCCACAAUUGGUGUCCAUGGCCACCAGAAGGGGUCGCGACCUUGGGCCUGGGCUGAGGAGACCCUGGAGGAGCUGAUGGCAAAGAUCGUUGGUGCUAAACCUGAGGAAGUGGCUCUGAUGAAUGGACUGACAGUCAAUCUGCAUCUUCUGAUGCUUUCCUUCUACAAACCGACUCCAAAACGCUAUAAGAUUCUUCUAGAAGACAAGGCCUUUCCAUCAGACCAUUACGCCAUUGAAUCUCAGAUCCGGCUGAGAGGAUUGGACGUAACCGACAGCAUGCUGAUCAUUAAACCAAGACAGGGUGAAGACACCAUCAGGACAGAAGAUAUCGUGUCGGUCAUCGAGCAGGAGGGUGACGCUAUCACUCUGGUCAUGCUCAGCGGUGUUCAGUAUUACACCGGUCAGCUCUUUAACAUGGAGACCAUUGCCAGAGCAGGACACGCCAAGGGGUGUUUGGUAGGGUUUGAUUGUGCACAUGCCGUAGGAAACGCAGAACUGCAACUUCAUGACUGGAAUGUGGAUUUUGCAUGCUGGUGCUCUUAUAAGUAUGUGAACUCAGGGGCCGGUGGUCUGGCUGGAGCUUAUAUACACGAGAAGCAUGCUCACAGCAUCAAACCCACUCUGACGGGCUGGUGGGGACACAACCUGAAGACCAGGUUCCUCAUGAACAACGAAAUGGAGCUUCAGCCUGGUGUUAAUGGAUUCCGUCUGUCGAAUCAGCCUGUUCUACUGGUGUGUCCACUACAGGCCAGUCUAGAGAUUUUUAACCGCACGAGUAUGAAGGAUCUGAGGAGGAAGUCUGUGCUGCUGACGGGGUAUCUGGAGUAUCUGAUAAGACAUUACUACACCAAAGACCCGUCAGCCCCCAACCAACCCUUGGUUCACAUCAUCACGCCCUCUGACCCCCAGCAGAGAGGCUGUCAGCUGUCUCUGUGCUUCUCUUGUCCAAUCAGAACUGUGUUUCAGGAGCUGGAGAAGAGAGGAGUCGCUUGUGACAUGCGAGAGCCCAAUGUGCUGCGGGUCGCUCCAGUGCCGCUCUACAACUCCUUCACCGAUGUUCACCGCUUCAUUACUGCUCUGGGAUCAGCGCUGAGCGCCAGCAGAGCCAGAUAGACACAUUCUAUGGGUGCAACGUGAAGUAUUUUUAUUGGCUGCUGUUGCUCUGUGAAGCUGCUCGUUAACAUGACGAGAGCAUCAGUGUCCAUUACUGAUGAACCCAGUUUUAUAUGCAAUUGAUUGGAAAACAGCCAAUAAAUGUUUUUCUUCACAAUAGCUAA